This is a messenger RNA of Durio zibethinus, 2625 nucleotides long. RefSeq names its product putative polygalacturonase. Gene Ontology annotation, biological process: carbohydrate metabolic process. NCBI's taxonomy places the organism in Eukaryota, Viridiplantae, Streptophyta, Magnoliopsida, Malvales, Malvaceae. The record is from RefSeq and is a predicted model, not a curated record. Gene Ontology annotation, molecular function: polygalacturonase activity.
UUUGAGCUAAACUAUAGUUUGACAAAAAUUCCCCACUUACCCCUAACGCGUGGCAUAACACAAACCAUGCAACAGAUAAUACUGUACAAUCUAGUGCAACUCAAAUCACAAAAGUCUUGAGAUUAUCGACCAGCCCAAACAAGAAUCUACACACACAUGCACUACCUCCAUCAGAGUCUUCCCGUAAAAUGUACUCCUACAUUUCCGAACAAUAAAUCCACCAGCUACUGAUCGUUAACGUCUCACCCAAAAAAACUAAACCCUCUUGCCCUUUUCACUCUUCUUGUACAAAAUGAUCCUCCUUUUCCAUGUUCCAAACCCAACUGCCAAAAACCGUUUCUUGAACCAAAUUUCACCGAACCCAGAAAUGGUGGAGUCAUUGCCUAUUGGGCGAUUUCAGUUACAACAACAAAGGUCAGAACUUAAGAGAUGGGUUCCGGCAUUCCUUUCUUCUCAUAAAACUCUCUUUACUGUCCUCUGGAUCGUGGCUUUCGGUUCUGUCUUUUUUUGGCAACAAAAUAUUGAUGGGGCUGGGUUCUCGGUGUUCGGUAAAGAUGGACCGGGUCGGCCUAUGCCCAAGACGCGUCCUUUUGCGUUUAAUCUGACUGAUUUUGGUGGGGUCGGGGAUGGGGUUACGGAUGAUACGGCCGCGUUUGAGAGGGCUGUCUCGGCGAUCUCGAAGCUUGGGAAGAGAGGUGGUGCGCAGCUCAAUGUGCCGCCUGGGAAGUGGCUUACGGCACCGUUUAAUCUUACUAGUCAUAUUACUUUGUUUCUAGCUGAGGAUGCUGAGAUUCUUGGUAUCGAGGAUGAGAAGCGAUGGCCAUUAAUGCCUCCAUUGCCUUCAUAUGGGUAUGGAAGAGAGCAUCGUGGACCUCGGUAUGGGAGUUUAAUCCACGGCCAAAACCUCAAAGAUGUUGUCAUAACUGGACAUAAUGGUACCAUAAAUGGACAGGGUCAAUCAUGGUGGAAGAAGUAUCGCCAAAAGCUACUCAACCACACCAGGGGUCCACUUUUGCAGAUGAUGUGGUCAAGUGACAUUGUAAUCUCUAAUAUAACCUUACGUGACUCUCCGUUUUGGACUUUUCAUCCAUAUGACUGCAAGAAUGUAACAGUCAGGAAUGUUACCAUUCUGGCUCCCGUAUUUGAAGCCCCAAAUACUGAUGGAAUUGAUCCUGAUUCAUGUGAGGAUGUGGUAAUAGAGGAUUGCUACAUAAGUGUUGGGGAUGAUGCAAUUGCAAUAAAGAGUGGCUGGGAUCAAUAUGGCAUAGCUUAUGGACGACCUUCAAGAAACAUUCUUAUCCGAAACCUCAUUGUCCGCUCUAUGGUCAGUGCCGGCAUAUCGAUAGGCAGUGAGAUGUCUGGUGGGGUAUCUAAUGUAACUGUGGAGAACCUCCUUGUCUGGAGUUCUAGGCGUGCAGUUCGAAUCAAGACUGCUCCUGGAAGAGGUGGAUAUGUUAGACAUAUAAUCUAUCGAAAUCUAACAUUUGAUAAUGUCCGAGUUGGAACUGUUAUCAAGACAGACUACAAUCAGCACCCUGAUGAUGAUUUCGACCCAAAGGCCCUCCCAAUACUAGAGGACAUAAGCUUCAUUGGGAUACAUGGUCAAGGAGUCCGUGUUCCUGUUCGUAUACAUGGUAGUGAAGAAAUUCCUGUCAGAAACGUGACAUUUAGGGAUGUGUCUGUUGGGAUAACAUAUAAGAAGAAGCAUAUAUUCCAGUGUGCCUUUGUUCAAGGCCGUGUAAUAGGGACCAUCUUCCCUGCUCCUUGUGAAAACCUUGAUAGAUAUGAUGAAGAAGAAAGACUUGUGAAGCGGUCCGCAUCCCAGAAUGUAACAGAUAUAGAUUAUGACAUAUAAGAUGAUGGCGGGUCACAGUAAGCCAGCCAUUCUUUCUGGGAUCGAAGCUCAAAGACUUAAAAGUUAAGAACUGUAUGUCUUUCUAUAGGAGUUAAUUUUGCCCAACAAGGUUGGAGCAGAGGAGCAUGUUUAUUUCCUUUCAUGCCCUUUUUGGUUCCACUUCUAUAACUUGUUUGAUUCACGGAGUUGUGUACAGAAAAUUUAAAGUAGUUUAUACAUUUUCACGAACUUACUAGUAUGCUUUUUGCUUAACAUUUUUGCAAUAAGAAGGCGGUCCAAUCGGAAAUUCAGAGCAAGUUGAAUGAUAAUUUGUUGGACCACUUGCUUUAUGGUUCUGGCAGGCUAGUAGUUUCCAUUGAAUGGUAGUACAAUCUUUUAAUAGUAUUAAUUCUAUUUGCAAAUCCCCUAGUUUGGUAGACCAAACAUUAUCCAACAAUUUGAUCAUAAUUCUUUAGUAAAAAAAGGUUUAGUGCAAAGAUGAGAUUUUUACAUUUAAGUAUCAAAAUAGAUUGUAAAUCUUAGAAAAAAUUUAUAAAUUACUUGUCACAAAAAACUAUUGACGGUAAGAGUCGAAUUUAAAUCUUACAAGCAAAUUGUACUAACUCAAUCAACCAAUCCCAUCGACAAGAAUUUAAUCAUCUUUGCAUGUACUUAGUAGAUCCGCAAAGACAAUCAAAUUUAUUUUGGUUUGGUCAUUCUCUUCAACUCCGUUAUACAAACUUUAAAAUAUACUAAUUAAACUUCCACGAAACGUUUUGGUAAGGGGUCAU